CACGUGCAGUUCAACUAGUCACUGUCUCAGCACACCGUUCAUCAUGGCUGUUGCUAAAAUUUUGAUCUUAUUAAGUGCGAUAUUCUUACACGGUGCAAUCUGCAAGGAAAAUUCCAUCUUCCAAUUAAGGAACGUUAGUUUCGGUAAUCCUUCACGAUAUCACGCGUUAGGACUCUUCAACAAUGACCAUCCUACUAGGAAAAGAGUUGCCGUUCGAAAGUGCUCAUCGUUUAAUUAUCUUUAUCCUUUGAAAAUAUUUUCCACCGAGCAACCGUUUUUCUGUCCAGCCGUAUUCGUUAGCGCUGAUUCCUUGCUCACAUCGGCACUAUGUCUGAAAAUGCUUCAGCAAAGAGACGAGCAUCCUUCGAAUCACAUGUUUGUCAUCCUUGACCAAGAAGAUGUUUUCUUUUAUGAAAACGGUCGGCGGUACGUAAGCAAAGUGUUUGUUCACCCAAAGUUCGAAGAGGAACCAGCCUAUUACAAUGUAGCCGUCGUUAAGUUACGACAUGCAGUCAGAUAUGAUCGCGACGCUUCUGGUCGCAGUCACCUAUCCUGUCUGUGGUCCGAAAGUCGGCUGAAGAAUUCAAACGCUGUCCUCGGUGAGUGGUUCGAGCUCCAACCGGAGCAGAAUCCCACUUUCCGAUGGCUUGAUCUGCCAUUCGUGGCCCAGGAAGAAUGUCGCACCGAACUGUCGAAAGCUGAGAACCCUGUGGCAGAAUUGAAUCAGGGCUUAAAAGACUACCAAAUAUGUGUGCGAGAUAACCGAAAUAACACGGUGAUUCAGUUCUGCGAAGCAAGAUCUUCGGGACCGCUCUUUAUGACGCUGGGGAGCACCGUUUAUCUAGUAGGACUUCCAACGGUCCAUAUCGACGACUGUGGUGUAGAGGUAGAGGUCUUCAACCAGAUUCAUUAUUUCCUCGACUGGAUCGAAUCGGUCGUUUGGCCCGGUCAAGAAUAAGAUGCAGCAUAAACGAUGAUUGAGCGAGCUUUCCCCUCAUUAGCGAAAGAAAUGAAGCAAGGGAUGGUAGCGAAUUUUUUCUAAGAGAACAAUGACGAUCCAAACGGAUCACCCUAAUCAUCGUAAAAUAUUCGUAGAAUCAGAUCAAUUUAUGUCAAGCACGUCAUUGUGCCAAUGAAAAAUGGUAACACAAAAAGGAAGCGCUAAAGAAAAUUGAGUCAUUUUUUGACAGCAGAUCCAUUUUUUGCAUGUA
This is a messenger RNA of Topomyia yanbarensis, 1211 nucleotides long. Its product is annotated as serine protease Hayan-like. Gene Ontology annotation, molecular function: serine-type endopeptidase activity. Lineage: Eukaryota; Metazoa; Arthropoda; Insecta; Diptera; Culicidae. The record is from RefSeq and is a predicted model, not a curated record. The coding region runs from base 44 to 958 and encodes 304 amino acids. Gene Ontology annotation, biological process: proteolysis. The transcript has 4 exons.